Messenger RNA from Ochotona curzoniae (black-lipped pika), 2134 nucleotides. It is a transcript of the gene COG8, whose product is annotated as component of oligomeric golgi complex 8. Gene Ontology annotation, biological process: peptidyl-methionine modification; intra-Golgi vesicle-mediated transport; N-terminal protein amino acid modification. Bases 63 to 2069 code for a protein of 668 amino acids. Gene Ontology annotation, cellular component: mitochondrion; COG complex. Gene Ontology annotation, molecular function: peptide deformylase activity. The transcript is spliced from 5 exons. The record is from RefSeq and is a predicted model, not a curated record. NCBI's taxonomy places the organism in Eukaryota, Metazoa, Chordata, Mammalia, Lagomorpha, Ochotonidae.
GUGCGGAGCCAGCGCGCCCUCGUGCGUCCUGGCAGGUGAAGUGACGCCCUGCACCCUGAAAGAUGGCGGCAACGACGGCGGUGGCGAUGUCGUCUUCCCCGGCGGGCGCCACGUCGACGGCGGCCGCUCUCGGAGAGGUGGAGGAUGAAGGUCUCCUGGCGUCGCUGUUCCGGGACCGCUUCCCCGAAGCCCAGUGGCGGGAGCGGCCCGACGUGGGCUGCUACCUGCGGGAGUUGAGCGGCUCCGGACUGGAGCGGCUGCGGCGUGAGCCCGAACGCCUGGCCGAAGAGCGGGCGCAGCUGCUGCAGCAGACGCGAGACCUGGCCUUCGCCAACUACAAGACCUUCAUCCGCGGCGCCGAGUGCACCGAACGCAUCCACCGCCUCUUCGGCGAUGUGGAGGAGUCGCUUGGCCGCCUGCUGGACCGCCUGCCGGGCUUCCAGCAGACGUGCAGGAACUUUGUGAAGGAGGCUGAGGAGAUCAGCUCCAGCCGCAGGAUGAACACCCUGACGCUGAACCGGCACACAGAGAUCCUGGAGAUCCUGGAGAUUCCUCAGCUCAUGGAUACCUGCGUCCGGAACAGCUAUUACGAAGAGGCCCUGGAGCUUGCGGCCUACGUGCGCCGACUGGAGAGGAAAUAUUCCUCCAUCCCCGUCAUCCAGGGCAUUGUGAGUGAGGUGCGCCAGUCCAUGCAGCUGAUGCUGAGCCAGCUGAUCCAGCAGCUGCGGACCAGCAUCCAGCUGCCCGCCUGCCUCCGCGUCAUCGGCUACUUGCGGCGCAUGGACGUCUUCACCGAGGCCGAGCUAAGAGUGAAGUUUCUUCAGGCCCGAGAAGCCUGGCUCCGUUCCAUCCUGACUGCCAUCCCGAACGACGACCCCUAUUUCCAUAUCACCAAAACCAUCGAGGCCUGCCGCGUCCACCUGUUCGAUAUCAUCACCCAGUACCGGGCCAUCUUCUCAGAUGAGGACCCGCUGCUGCCCGCUGCGGCAGUCCAGCACACCGUGAAUGAGAGUGCCAUCUUCCACGGCUGGGUGCUACAGAAAGUCUCCCAGUUCCUGCAGGUGCUGGAGACCGACCUGGACCGGGGGGUAGGCGGCCGCCUUGACUCGCUCCUGGGCCAGUGCAUGUACUUCGGGCUGUCCUUCAGCCGGGUGGGGGCUGAUUUCCGGGGCCAGCUGGCUCCCGUGUUCCAGCGGGUGGCCCUCAGCACUUUCCAGAAAGCAGUUCAGGAAGCAGUGGAGAAGUUCCAGGAUGAAAUGGAUUCCUACACCCUCAUCCUGGCCCCCGCACUCCUGGGCAGCAGCAGCCUGCCUGCGGCCGUGCCAGCCGAGCAGCCGGACACGCUGCAGCCGCCGACUGUGCUCUUGGACUUCCCGCCGCUCGCGUGCUUCCUCAACAACAUUCUGGUCGCCUUCAACGACCUGCGCCUCUGCUGCCCCGUGGCCCUGGCGCAGGAUGUGACGAGGGCCUUGGAGGACGCCCUUGUCAAGGUAACCAAGACGCUCCUGGCCUUUCACCGUGCAGAGGAGGCUGCCUUCAGCAGCGGCGAACAGGAGCUCUUUGUGCAGUUCUGCACCGUCUUCCUUGAAGACCUGGUUCCAUACUUAAAUCGCUGUCUGCAGCUCCUUUUUCCACCAGCGCAGAUUGCGCAGACCCUAGGUAAGAAAAAGGCCCUUUGCGUUGCCAUUUGGAAUAGUUUGUGUCUGCUCCCCUCUCCCCCCACCAUGAUCUCUAUAUUGAAUUUGAUCACUGACUCAUUUUCCCUUUGGCUUUCUCUCCCCUCUGGGUCAGGCAUUCCACCUGCUCAGCUCUCCAAGUAUGGAGACUUUGGGCGCGUGGACGUCAGCGCCAUCCAGGAGCCUCUAGCCUUUAUCCUGCCCAAGAGAGAGCCGGUCUUCUCCCUGGAUGAAAAGGAGCCCUUGCCUGAGCCCCUGGCGCCUGCCCCGGAGCCGCCAGCCCAGGAGCCCAGCAUGGAGCCCGGCCCCUCGGCAAACCCCGAGGGUGGCCAGGAGAAGGGGUCCUCGGGGGAACCGGGGGAGCCCACGGAGCCGCCUCCGGAGGGGAUGUAGCCUGUGGAAAGCAGCGUGCCAGUGCCAAACGGGAAUUUAGGAAUAAAGCUCCUUGGCUCCCAGCC